Chanos chanos (milkfish) is the source of this 2818-nucleotide messenger RNA. It is a transcript of the gene map4k6, whose product is annotated as mitogen-activated protein kinase kinase kinase kinase 6. Gene Ontology annotation, cellular component: cytoplasm. Lineage: Eukaryota; Metazoa; Chordata; Actinopteri; Gonorynchiformes; Chanidae. Gene Ontology annotation, molecular function: ATP binding; MAP kinase kinase kinase kinase activity. Bases 10 to 2718 code for a protein of 902 amino acids. The record is from RefSeq and is a predicted model, not a curated record. The transcript has 32 exons. Gene Ontology annotation, biological process: protein phosphorylation; intracellular signal transduction.
UCGGCUGCUAUGGAUGCCAUUGGAGUCUCUUAUUCCAAUCCACUGGAUGAUUACGAAUUAAUACAUCGAAUUGGGAGUGGUACUUAUGGGGAUGUUUUCAAGGCCCGAAACAUCAAAACAUCUAUCAUCUCUGCCAUCAAAGUGGUUAAACUGGACCCAGGUGAUGAUGUGUCAUGCAUUCAGCAGGAGAUAACUAUGAUGAAGGAUUGCACGCAUAAAAAUAUCGUUGCGUAUUUCGGCAGCUACCUCAGAAACAACAAGUUAUGGAUCUGCAUGGAGUACUGCGGAGGUGGUUCCCUGCAAGACAUCUAUCACGUCACAGGACCACUAAAAGAGAGACAGAUCGCUUACGUGUGCAGAGAGACGCUGCAGGGGUUACAUCAUCUCCACGAGACUGGGAAAAUGCACAGAGAUAUUAAAGGAGCCAACAUCCUACUGACGGAGCGAGGAGACGUCAAACUGGCGGAUUUUGGCGUGGCAGCCGAGAUUAAUGCUUCGGUAGCGAAGAGGAAGUCUUUCAUCGGAACACCUUACUGGAUGGCACCGGAGGUGGCAGCAGUGGAGAAGAAGGGAGGGUACAACCAGUUAUGUGAUAUUUGGGCAGUGGGCAUCACCGCCAUCGAGCUGGCCGAGCUCCAGCCGCCCAUGUUUGACCUGCACCCCAUGAGAGCCUUAGUCCUCAUGUCCAAGAGCAGCUUCCAGCCGCCCAAACUAAAGGAAAAGAGCAAAUGGUCGUCAGAUUUUCACAACUUCAUCAAAUUGUCACUGACCAAGAAUCCUCGCAAGCGACCAACGGCGGAGAAGCUCUUACAGCACGCGUUCGUGACCCCGCUGUUGACCCGCAACCUGAUGAUUGAGCUGCUGGACGCCGCGACCAACCCUGACCUCCAGCAGUCUCAGACCAUGGAUGACAGCGACCUGGAUACAUGCAGUGCUUUUCCUGAUAAGAUCCAGUCGCUGGGAAAACUGGCAGUGCAGAGGACUCCGUCGGAGGAGAACUUUGAUCACGUGAAGUUUGGACCACCCAUGAGGAAGGAGACGGAGCCCUGCUCUGAUCUGGGAUCCUAUGAUGAAUGGAGCAGCAUUGGUGACGAGAGAAAUUCCCCGAGCCUGCUGGAGUGUGUGGAAGAGGCUUUGCUUGAGAGGAGCCUGACUAUGAAGAGGGUGCCUUCGGCUGAGGAUUGUCUGACGGAUGAGGACAAAUACAGCACAGUGAAGCGGAUGGUCAGCUCCCCCUCUGCGGCCUCGAUGUCUUCCGCCGCUGCCAGCUCCGCCGAUCAGGACAGGAACCAUCUCGUGUCUGGCAAAGAUUCCACCCCUCUCAUUGGCUCCUCCCUCUCUAAUCUAGCCACAACCCCCUCCUCCCAAAACGAGUCAGCGUUGCCGGUUGGCUCCACGCUCUCGGAACUCUCCAUCUUCUCCAACUCCGCCAUCUUCUCUGACUCCUCCCUCUUCAAUGAUUCGUCCAGUCUGGGCUCGCUCUGCUCCACCCCCACUGAAGAGGGCGCUGUUCCUGAGCGGACAGCAGGUGGAGGGUCAGGCCGAGAUGUCUCCUCACCUUGCCAGCCGCCUCUUUCUCCAGAGUGGAGCACGCUGAGGAGAAAACCAGAGGACUCGAGAGCCGACGUUCACGGUCUUCCUCCGACACCCCACGUGCACAUGGGAGCUUGUUUUUCAAAGGUGUUCAACGGCUGUCCCUUAAAAAUUCACUGUGCAGCCACGUGGGUUCUGCCCAAGACUAGAGACCAGUACCUGAUCCUGGGCGCUGAGGAGGGGAUCUACACACUCAACCUCAACGAGCUUCAUGAGGACACGAUGGAGAAGUUAAUUGCCCAGAGAUGUACCUGGUUAUAUGUGAUGAAUAAUGUCCUGAUGUCCAUCUCUGGGAAGUCAUCCCAGUUAUAUUCUCAUAAUCUCAUUGCACACUUUGAUGAGCGUAGAAACCUGCAGAGGAGGCAGAGUCAACUGUCAAUCAACGCUCAUCGCCUGAGUACAAGAAUCAACUCAAGGAAAUAUGCAAUGUCUGUGAAAAUCUCUGACACUAAAGGUUGCCGAAAAUGUAGAGUUGUACGUAACCCAUACACAGACAACACGUUUCUGUGUGCUGCUGUUCCAACCGGUCUGAUCGUACUCAUGUGGUACGAGCCGCUGCAGAAGUUCAUGCAGCUAAAGUAUGUAGCAGUGAGUUUGCCGGAGUCCCUGCCGAUCUUUGAGCUGUUGGUGACGGAGAGAGAUGAGCUGCCUCUGGUGUGUGUUGGUGUGAGCAAACGGUCGGGUGCAGGGGACAACGCUGACCAGCUGAACUUUGACCUCAUCCUUCUGAAUGACACACCCAGAGUGCAGUCAGCUGCUGAGUCUGUAACAGUGCAGCAGAUUACCCAGCUGGACAGAGACACUGUCCUGAUCAUUUUACAGAACGCUGUGAAAGUUGUUGACAUGCAGGGAUGUCCAAGCAAAGGGAUGACCUCUGACCUGACCUUUGACUUUACUAUUGAGACUCUAGUGUGUUUACAGGACAGUGUCCUGGCUUUCUGGAAACAUGGACUGCGGGGGCGGAGCCUUCAGAGCGAUGAGGUGACACAAGAGAUCACAGAUGAAAGCAGAGUUUUCCGGGUGCUUGGGACAAAUAGGGAUAUUAUCCUACAGAGCACGCCGACAGAUAACCCCACAGCUUUCAGUAACCUGUACAUCCUAACAGGACACGAGAGCAGUUACUGAGAUGCUGCACAGACAGGCAGAGGGAAAACAGGGUCCCGGGAUGGCCAGAAUACUUCCGGGUCAACGCCGCGACUCUGUCGUCCGGGGCGAACGGUGUGAC